Messenger RNA from Lindgomyces ingoldianus, 2220 nucleotides. RefSeq lists its product as uncharacterized. The transcript is spliced from 6 exons. Gene Ontology annotation, biological process: double-strand break repair. NCBI's taxonomy places the organism in Eukaryota, Fungi, Ascomycota, Dothideomycetes, Pleosporales, Lindgomycetaceae. The coding region runs from base 1 to 2220 and encodes 739 amino acids. Gene Ontology annotation, cellular component: nucleus; site of double-strand break. The record is from RefSeq and is a predicted model, not a curated record.
AUGACGGCUCCUCUUCGUACUACGCCGCGUCUCUCUGACAUCCCCGCGUCCCAGAACACGGCACCCGUAGAAGAGUUCCGCUGCCUCUUCACCCAUGAUCUGCGCCGGAAGCAGAAGAGAUGGCACGAUGGAUUCCUCAAAUUCCACUCCUUCAACAGCCGCGUCAUGGUGUACGAUGCGACCCGCAACUUCCUCGGAGACACAUACUGGAAAGACAGCACCACCAUCCAGGAGGGCGGUGAGCUCACACUGGACAAGGGCAUUAUGGUGGAGGUGACAGAAGCUAUGGGGGUGACGCAGACGGACUUGACCCCGCUGUUUGAAAAAAAAACGAGGCAGUCUCCGCAGUGCAAGCGUGUCAUGCCUGCAGCGAGAGCCCCCCCUCGGCCAUUGUUACGGCACAAGUCUCUAAAUACCCUGCUCGGAACGCCAAAGGGGCCGAUCGGGAAGGCGGCGCCGCUGAAGUCACCCUACGACGUGCGGAAAGAGAAGAGGCAGAAGAUUAGACAUGCUACAAUUUCUCCACAGCCGUUGAGCCCUGAUCCACCCCUAUGGCCAAAUCCACAAGGAGCUACAAUCAUCAGCCUGAACUCCGAACCGGACUAUGUCCCCUCAGACAUCAUUUUGCCCAGCACUCCGCCGGGAAUGGAGAAACCAAGGCCUCCACCUAGUCCCGUUCCCGCGAUUCCGCCAGCUAUGACAAAGGAAGUCCCUAUACAACUCCCCAAAUCGAAGCGCAAGGCGACCCCUCAGCCACCUCCACGUUCCUCGUCUCCUCCGGUUAGCGCUUCUAACCGUCUCAGCAACAUAGACUUCGCUUUAGCACAGACGAAGAAGGCUCGGAAAGAUGUCUGCCCACCCAAUUCACCACUCCGGGAUCCCAGAGCAAAAUCUCUCCGCCUCUCUACCAGCAACAGACGUGGAUUACUCCUCUGUCAAUCACUACCACAACGAGCAGAACCUUCCGAAGAACGGCCCCGGAAGUCGAAAGAGAAGGACAAUAGUGCCUCAAGAUUUCAACCCGUUCCGUGGCCCUCUGAUAGCGACGAAUCACUAGUUCAGCGCAAGACAUCGAGAUCGGGCGCGACAGUGAAUGGAAAAGAUAGGAAGAGGAAGACAACAUCAGCAAUUAAGAAUAGAAGACCCCAGGUUGCCGAACUAGUAACAUCUCCCCAGUCUUCUCUCGACGCCAUUGAGGACAUGACAAUUAUCCACGGACUCAUGGACCAGCGCCUGAUAGUUCCUAAAGAAGCCUCUAGACCAGAAACACGACGAAACCCCUCCUCUCCACCUGCAGUAAAUCUCCCAAAACCCAAACCAGCAAAGAAGUUGCCCCCCGAAUGGCAGAGCUUAUCUAAAGUCGCCAUGCCCAAGCCAGCCCCUACGAAGAGAUGUCUAGAUAGGAACCCAAACCCGCAAGAGGAUGUAUCUCCCAUCGGCCAAUCGUCCAGACCCACCAAAUCCAACCCUCCACCUCGCAACGAGCCUCACCCCCAGACCCUCUCCAACCCUUUCCGUCCCUCCCUCUCGCCCUGCGAACCCGCCCUCUCCACCGUAGGCUUCCACAAAAAGCCCAAACGGAACCAGAAGUUACAACCAAACAGCGGCUCGAAUGCCAAACCCAAUCCCAGUCCGCAAAAGCGCACCAAAUCUGCACCCCGACUUCCCCCUGCCCCAGCAGUCAUCAAACCUGCCAGUGUCGCCAAACUCGGGCGAAUGAGCACUACGGAGCUGUCUCUCUUGCUCGACCCUAUUGAUGAUAGUAGUCAGCCCUCCUCAGUCUCCAAGUCUCCAAACCGCCCUUUCCGCCGCGUGCGCUCUGCAAAUGAUGCCGAUCCUCCGGUACCUUCGACGGUUGAGGAAUGGGAGAAACGGAAUCUGCCCAAUGCCGACGCCAACACCACUGCUUCCACCUCCAACCCUGCAAAACCCAACACCAACACCAACAUCCCAACUCCACCCCCGAAAUCCGGUCUCGCAGCUCUAAUCAACAAAACCGAUCCCCGGCGGAAGUUCAUCCGGACUCAGAGUCUGAACGUAGAUACUAGUAUCGAGGUAGGGAAGGCGGGGGCCGAUGUGAAUCCGAUGCUCCAGAGUCCGCCUAUGGACACUGAUGUAGGACCUUGGAGUACGGAGGCGUAUGAUCUGUUUGAUUGGAGACCGCCCAGGAGGGUGGGUGAUACGGGUGAGGGGGUUAUUGGGACUCUGGUAGGUAUAUGA